AUGAAUUUGGUUCUAUUUAAGAAAAGACAAAGGUCUAGCGACGAGAACGAUCAAGAGGGUCAAGACCUUCAAGGUGCCAUUCAAGAAAGUCGUCAGCAAAGACAUAUAGGCUCUGAUGAAUAUGGCGAAGCGGGCCCAUCAAACUUUAACCGUGCUUUGCAGCCAUUGCCUUUAGCAGCGCAGGUACCAGGAGAACCUGUACAAACCAUUCCCCCACCGCUUCCAAAGUCUGGCGUUUCAAAAAAGUACCAAAAGCCAGAUAAACGGUUCCUGGCGUCAGUGGCAAAACUUGUCCGGGAAAAAGAAGAUAAAGAAGCAGGAGCGCCUGAAAAGCUGAAGCCGAACAGAAAGAACAACGAAAGAGAGGUACAGUAA
Radiomyces spectabilis is the source of this 375-nucleotide messenger RNA. RefSeq lists its product as uncharacterized. The transcript is spliced from 3 exons. Lineage: Eukaryota; Fungi; Mucoromycota; Mucoromycetes; Mucorales; Radiomycetaceae. Bases 1 to 375 code for a protein of 124 amino acids. The record is from RefSeq and is a predicted model, not a curated record.